This is a messenger RNA of Tetrahymena thermophila SB210, 1539 nucleotides long. RefSeq lists its product as hypothetical. Lineage: Eukaryota; Ciliophora; Oligohymenophorea; Hymenostomatida; Tetrahymenidae. The transcript has a single exon. The record is from RefSeq and is a predicted model, not a curated record.
UAUAAAUAAUUUAUAAUAAAAAUAAUUCUAAUUAAGCAAACAAAAAACUAGAUAAGUAACACAUCCAAAUCAAAUAUUCAAUACUUUUAUUGCUUUAUUUACCAUACUUAUCAUAAGCAAAACUUCUCAAAGCUUGAUUAACAAAUGGAGAUCAAUAAUAACGUAAUUGAAGGUGUCUAUGAAAAAUGCUAUGAAAUCUUGUUUUAAAACUUAAAAAAUGAAUCUGACUAGAGAUAAAUGCUGGAAUUUAUGCAACUCACUAAGACUAAAUGCUUAGAAAUUUACUAAAAGCGUUAUACUGAAUAUGAAUAACAAAUUACAGCUAAAUAUAAUGCUUAAUAUAUGUAGUAAAUUGGCUCUUUAACAAACGAGCUUGAAAAGCAGCUCAUAUAUGAAAGAAAAGUUAAUUAAGUAUAUAAUGAAAUUAACUAAGAACUUAACUAAAAAUUAUAAGCCUCUCUAAUAUUUGGAUCAAUAUUUUAUAGUUUAGGAGACUUCCGUCUAAAAUAAGAAAAAAUUAAAUAGUAGAACUUAUAAAGCUAAAAUGAGGCCUAAAAAUAAAAAAUCGAUAAGCUCAAAAAAGAAACUGUUUGCUUGAUAAACAUGAACAAAACUAAAGACGAUUUUAUUCUCUAGCUAAAAGAUAAAGUAAAUGCCUUGUAGAAAUAGUCCAACACUCAAAGUUCUAAUCAAGAAUACAGUCCACCAUAAUUCAAGAUAAAUACUGAUUGCUUAGGAAAUACACCAGAAGUUAAGAAUGAAAGUAGUAGCUUAGCUGGUAGUAGUGGAAGUAAUAAAAGUCUGGGAACUUAUAUUAAAGAACUUAAUGAAGAGUCAAAUUAAUCUAGCUAAGACGAAAAUCACAAUAAAAUCUAAGAAGAAAAAACAGAACCUACUUUGCUGUCAAUCACUAGUGAUUUUGAUAUGUACAAUUAUUCAUUUGGUAAACUUUUCAAAAAUAAAUCCUUGCAUAUGCUAGAGGAAGUUAAUUAGUAAAAUCUUAAUAUAGAGUUACCAUAGUAAAAUGUUGUUAAAGAUUCUAUAAAAGAAGAAGUCUUUCCAAAAACAACACCUAAUGCUUAAACAUAAAAAAAAUAAUAAGAUUUCACAUAGUAGCUUAAUACUAAAUAAGCAACAAUUUCACUUUUCAAUUCUAAUUCUGAUUAAACUCUUGGAAAAAAGAUACCUUCUCCUAUUUAUAAUGCAAAAAAGUCAAAAGAAAAAUAUUAAAUAGUAAAUAUAACUCCGUCAAUGUACAGAUUAAAAAAAGUAAAUAGCUAAUCUCUAUCGUGUAAUUUUAGCUAAGGCUAGCUUUUUAAGGCAGAAGCAGAAUAAUUGAAUGAAAUGGUAAUAGAACCAACUUUAUCAAAGCAACUAAAAUAUCAAAAUUAGUCUAGCAUAAUAAAUAAUUAAAAUAGCAACUAAAAUUUUUUAAAUAGAAUGAAUAAUAAUGAUGCCCGUUCAUUUAUUUUUACCCACAAAUCUCACCUAAAAACUUAAGUGAUUCACAACAAUUAAUAGACUAAGAAAAAAAUAUGA